CAUGGCGUCGCAGUGUAGCUGUGAGCCUCGAGCCAGCCGGUUGGUCCGUCAUGCCGCGUUAGCACUCCGAACGACAAACGAACGCGUUAAUCCUUUUACAACUGACAAGUGAUCAAAAAUGUUUAAAACGUGGAGUUUUUUUGUUUGCGCUCUGCUGCUCGCCAACGCAAGAGCACAGAACACGGAAGGGACUACUGGGGAUUUCUCUCCAGUUGUACGAGCAACAUGCAAGACCGGAGUUAUGUCAAUCAAGAUUAACUUCAACCAGCCUUUCUAUGGUGUAGCCCACGCUAGAGAAUAUAGGACCCCAUCAUGUAUGGCGCUCGGCAAUGGCACCGAAUCGCUAAACUUUGAUAUCAACUUGAUCGCUCCACAGGGAUCGCCUGAUCAUUGCGGUGUAUUCUGGAAUAACCGCACUGAUGAACGAUCGUUGCCUUUGGCGGUUCGGGUGCAUCGGACACUCGAGCUGGCCGACGACAAGUUUUACGUCAUAACCUGCGGCAAAGCUGGUUUUAAAAACUCUCGGAACGAAACUUCGCUUGUCUCCCUACGAAUGCUCGAUGACCAAGGACGGAAAGUAUUGAACGUUGGCUUCGGAAUGCCUUACACGCUGAAAGCCGAAAUCAGUAAAUCUGAUGGAACGCAUGGAAUCAGAUUAAAGAAUUGUUUCGGAUUCAACAUGAAGAAUAAUACCGCGGAACUACUCGAUAAUAAAGGGUGCCCGAUAAAACAGAGUUCGGUAAUAGUAAGGUCUACAGGUGGAACGGCCGAGUUGGCGAUAGCAGCGAUGUUUCGGUUCCCGGACUCAUCUCAAGUUAACUUCCAAUGCGACAUCGCUAUUUGCAAAGGUAGCACUUGUGGAACUGUAGAAUGUGAUACCGAGGGCAGUGAAAGUCCAGGUGAUGAGGAAGGGACCGUGACGGCAUCCACGGGAGUGUUCGUUUUAGACCCCAACGACAACACAAUCGCAGCCAUGUCCUGUAUGGAGGGAAACGUGCGGCCAUUGUGGCUAUUGUAUCUGGCCAUCGCGCUCGGAGUCAUGUUCCUCGUCAUGCUACUCAUCAAUUGCUUCCUUUGUACGGCUAUGACGUGUUCGUGUGCAAGGACAGAUGUAAUUGAGAAAGAUCCAUCCGUAGUAGAAGAUUAUGAUCCAUAUCGCAGUUGGCACGGUAGCCAGUACGGCAGCAGGUAUCCGUCUUCAACAAUUCACUCAACGAGGUCUGUAUCGGACAACAGUGAUCAUUAUGCUAUAGUGCAGUCAAGGCCGGGCAGUCGCCACUCCGGCAUACAUCGAAACCGACACUAAAAGAGAUACAUAAUUGUAUUUCUGAUGGCUCGGAGUGAGAAAACUAACGCAAGAAUUGAGACGACUAUCGGAUAUAUGGACCGUUUAUUUUGAAAGUGGUGUAAGUCCAUUUUCUUUUGUUUCGAGAAAAUUAAAGGUUACUAUAAUUUUGUUGAUUUAAAAAUACAGGCAAAUCAUAUGAGGUCUGGCUAUGCCACCUACCUCUGUCAAUUGGACUUACACCACUUUCAUAAUCGAUGAUUAUGCAAUUUCAUUUACCGACCGAUUUUAAGUUGUACAAAACAUGGGAUUUUUUCGAAAAAUUAAACACGGACUAGUUAUAUAUAAAAAAAUUACAUUAAAUUAAGCAUGAAUUACGUGAUAGCUCAUUUUUCUCCAAAAUGGACUUACACCACUUUCAAAAUAAACGGUACAUAUAUCUCAGCGCAGAGACACGUAAUUAUUGUGCUUUUGGUCGAACGCAAACCAGAUUUCAGUUGAUCGGAUACACAACUGAUAAUAAUAAUAAUAAUAUAAAAACGUUUAUUUAUAAUUUUAUACAUGUGCCAUUUAACAUCAUUGUACCUUUAGUAAGCUUGAUCUUAACAUAUUUUAAAUACGUUUAUAAUACAACGAAUCCGUCCGUACUUGUAAUCUCGUAUGAUAAAACAUAAAAUAUAUAUAUACUUACUUAUUAUAUACUUAUAGUAAAGUACGAACAUGUGAAGUUUGAACUAAUAAAUACCUAGUUCAAAAGUUAUCUGAAUAUCGACGCUUGAAAGGCAAACGUGACUAAACGACAAUAACUGCUUGGUACAUAAAUGAUAGACAAUAACCAUAUUCGAUGCGCAAAAAAAAUAUAUUUCUAGGUCUAUUAAAUCAUUUCAAUCCUACAGCUACUAGCUAGAUUCUACUACAGCUAGAUUCGUUAAAAUAAAUUUUGUUUUCAGGUAUUUCAACUUUAAAUUAGUCUACUGUAAAGUUCACGCAUUGUCGCUAAGUCACGUUUGCCUUUCAAGCGUCGAUAUGCUUAAUUCGAUUUAAACUGCACAAAUGCAAUAUCGAAGCAUUUUAACUAUAAAAUAGUUAAUUUAUAGCAAAUAUUCAAAAUUAAAUAAUUCACAUCGACCGUAUACUGAGUAUACCAAAAUUUUCAUGGUUUUCUAGAAAUAUUUUUUUAAAUUAACUAUCAAUAUUAUUUUAGUAUUAGAGUAUUAUUUGGUGCUAAAGAGCGCACACCAUAGAAAGAAUUGCACAAUUUAAGGAACAUAAUUAGUUAUUAGGAUUAAAUGUAUAGUUUUAAUGAACGAUACCACAUCGCCCCUGUGAAUAAAUUUAAACUAUGUAAUAACAAAACACAUUAUGUGUUGAGUAUGUGUGAGAAUGUUGUAUUGUGUGCAUAUCUGUUAUAUUCAAUGUUUUCUUAUUUAUAUUAAACAUUUUAUAUUCAUCUUUAUUUAAAUAGUUCCUAGAUGAUAUACGGAAUGUAGUAGAGUGUAGUUGAAACUAUACAAUUUUAGCAGACGCCCAACCAUUACUGAUUCUUCAGAUAAUUAUACUUUGUGAUUAUCAUUUUUCUAAUGUUUUUCCAAAAAAAAAAACACUAUUGCGACCAACAAUACAAUUUAUUUUAAGCAUAUACCAAUAAUUAAAGAAUACUACUAAUAUGUUAAACCUUUGUAGUGCUAAAGAAAGUUAUUUAGAAACUAAGUUAGCAUUUUAAAUUUGAUCAAAUAAAAUGUUUAACACUA
Messenger RNA from Bombyx mori (domestic silkworm), 3036 nucleotides. RefSeq lists its product as uncharacterized. The record is from RefSeq and is a predicted model, not a curated record. NCBI's taxonomy places the organism in Eukaryota, Metazoa, Arthropoda, Insecta, Lepidoptera, Bombycidae. The transcript has 12 exons. Bases 119 to 1306 code for a protein of 395 amino acids.